AUGGCCGUGCACCAACGAGAGGAGACACAGCGAACGGACACAAGAGAACGGGCAGACGCUGGCUCCCCGUUGGCUGAAGGCCGCAUCAACGACUUCGAUAUUCUGAAAAAACUCGGUGAAGGCAGCUUUGGCAAAGUUAUGCUUGCCCAGAUGAGGGAAACUAAUGAACUAUAUGCAAUCAAGGUGAUUCCGAAGGAUGGAGUGGAAACUGAAGAGGAAAUUUCGAUCGAGAAGCGGGUCCUGACCAUUGCCGGAAAACACAGGUUUUGCUCAAAGCUGUAUGACAGUUUCGAGACCGCCAGCAGCGUGUAUUUCGUCAUGGACUAUAUCAACGGUGGCGAUGUCCUGUCUCACAUCGAGUCGGGGCAUCGCUUUAACAAAGUCGAAGUCCGGUACUACUCUGCGGAAAUUGUGUGCGCUCUGAUUUAUCUGCACAAUGCUGGUGUUGUCUACCGUGAUCUCAAACCGGAAAAUGUCUUGUUCUGCGGCGACGGACACAUUAAAAUUAUCGACUUUGGUAUGUGCAAGGAGAACAUUACCAAUGGUGCCAGAGCAUCUUCGUUCUGUGGUACAACACACUACAUGGCUCCGGAGAUACUUGACCUAGUGGAGUACACUGUAUCGGUAGACUGGUGGUCUCUCGGAGUUCUGAUGUACGAAAUGGCGACCGGUGAUUUGCCGUUCGACGGCGAGAACGAUCCUGACGUAUUCAGGAGCAUCAUGCACAAGCAGUUACGCUACCCUGUCUGGUUGUGCUCGGAUACCAAAAGCGUCUUAAGCGGCUUCCUGACCCGACCAGUACACAAACGCCUUGGAUGUACGCCAGCCGGUGCCAUUGCAAUCAAAUCGCAUCAAUUCUUCAGUGGAAUCAACUGGGAGAAGCUGGAGAAGGGUGAAAUUCAACCUCCAUUUAUGCCGCACGAUAAGUCCAAACAAGACAAAAGAAGUUUCCUUGCGGACUUUGCUGAGGAGUUCACAGGAGACAGUCUUCAGGACCGCAGCUCAUUUCCAUUUUUCAGUCGAACUGAGUUUCAACUGACGGGCCUUUACAUGCAGUAGAGAUAUGCUGAACGGAACAGUCGUGUUUUAAAUACUGGCAACAGCAUCACGUGACUCUGCUAAAUAAUAGAACGCGUUGCUACCAUGUGCCCUAGGCUGAGCCUCAUUAUUCGUAUCAAUGCAUUUCCAUCUGGAGUCUUGAGUCUUGGUAGUGUGUCCAUACCGCUUGGAUGAGACGCAUACACUGGACAGUGUGGUGCUGAACGAUGCCGCUUUGAAUCAUGUCAAGGACCUGUUCGCUUUCUCUCUCCCUCUCUCCGUCCCUCCCCCCCCCCCUCUCUCUCUCUCUCUCUCUCUCUCUCUCUCUCUCUCUCUCUCUCUCUCUCUCUCUCUCUCUCUCUCUCUCUCUCUCUCUCUCUCUCUCUCUCUCUCUCUCCCUCUCUCUCUCUCUGUGUGUAUGUGUGUGUGUGUGUGUGUACAAUGACUGCCCUGUUCCACAUUGCUAUGUACACCUCGCAAACUCAUGCUUUCAUACUUUGCUCUCUACCUCUAUCGUAUUAUACCAGGUAAUGACGCACACAAACGAUCCUGCGCUUUAAAGCGAGUUUUCCCAUUUUUGUAUUUUUUGCAGGUUAAUAAUAUUAUUGU
Messenger RNA from Sycon ciliatum, 1647 nucleotides. RefSeq names its product protein kinase C epsilon type-like. The transcript has a single exon. The coding region runs from base 1 to 1059 and encodes 352 amino acids. Gene Ontology annotation, biological process: protein phosphorylation. Gene Ontology annotation, molecular function: ATP binding; protein serine/threonine kinase activity. Lineage: Eukaryota; Metazoa; Porifera; Calcarea; Leucosolenida; Sycettidae. Gene Ontology annotation, cellular component: cytoplasm; nucleus. The record is from RefSeq and is a predicted model, not a curated record.